Molecule: messenger RNA, 2213 nt
Organism: Myzus persicae (green peach aphid)
Lineage: Eukaryota; Metazoa; Arthropoda; Insecta; Hemiptera; Aphididae
Gene: Scr
Product: homeotic protein Sex combs reduced
Exons: 2
Coding region: 655-1827 (390 amino acids)
Biological process (GO): regulation of transcription by RNA polymerase II; anterior/posterior pattern specification
Cellular component (GO): nucleus
Molecular function (GO): RNA polymerase II cis-regulatory region sequence-specific DNA binding; DNA-binding transcription factor activity, RNA polymerase II-specific
Source: RefSeq, a predicted model, not a curated record
ACACACGCACACGCACACGCCGGCACAGCGCGCGCACGUCUCCAGCCGCGUCGGAAGUUGUCGGGUUUCGGAGUGUGUUCGGUCCUCCGAGUCGGUCCGCUGUACUGUUCCACUCGCCUCCGAACGCGGAUCGCCGCCGCAGUCGUAAAUUACACUAGCACGUGGCCCCCAGCCCCGUCCGACGGACACGUACGACGGUACAACAUUGUUAUUGUCGUAUUAUUAUCGUAAUUUAAUAUUAUUUGUUAUUAUCCGGCCGCGGUGCGCUAGUGAUUUUUUGACGUUCGACGAAUUAUAAUAUUUCACGUAUUAUUAUUAUAUAUUAUAUGAUAUUCGCAGAUAUUCGACUAUUUUAAUUUUUUUUUUUUUGGAUUAAUUCGUUUUCGAGUGCGUUAAAUUUCGUGUUUUUUUCUGGAUAUUUUUCCCGUCGGCGCAGACAUUAUGACGCGGUUUUCGAACGACAUGUUGGAGACCUGACGGCGGACGAUAGAUAAAUAUCGUAAAUAUCUAAUAUAUUUUUACGUUAGCUGCAAAGCGCAGUUCGUCGGUCCUCCGGUGAGCUUUGUAACAGACGGGCACGGUGACCGGUCGUCAGAGGUAAACGUCGUAUCGAGGCGUGCAUCGAAGCGCGCGCGCGCUAUCCGAACCGUUUAGAUGAACAUGAGUUCGUAUCAGUUCAUGAACUGCUACCAGCAGAGCCAGCAGGCCCAACAGCAACAGGGCCGGGCGGUCACAUCGCCGGUCGACCCGCUACAGACGGGCAACAGUCCGGGCGGCGGCGGUGCCGCUACGGCCUCGGCUGCCGACUAUUACGGACAAGCGGCCCAGGGCGGUGGCGGCAGCGUGUACAACGCAGGCCCAGCAGCCGGCUGUUACUCGCCCCAACAGUACGCGUCGCAGUACAUGCAACAGUCGUCGCCGUCCAUGAUCGACUACACGCAACUGCACUCGGUCAACCACCAGCAACAGCACCAACAGCACCAGCAGCACCAGAGGCUGCAGGCGGCCGCGGCCGCUGCUGCCGCUGGCGCCCACCUGCAGCACUUGCAGCACCACGGCGGUGGCGGCGGCGUCGGCGGUCUCCCGUCGCCCGGCGGCGGUGGCGCCAUAUCGCCCAUAUCGUCGGCGCUCAACAACAACGUCGUCGGCAUGCCGUCCGCGGCCGGCGGCGUCCAGUGCAAGUACGAGGUGACCGCCUCGGCGUCGGCCACGCCGAACGGCAUCAGCUCGCCGCAAGACCUGACCACGUCCGCGGCACCGCCACCCGGGUCCCGGUCACCUCCGCCCGCCGUCGUCAUGAAGUCUGUCCGGUCGUCCGGCGGCCCGGUGGCCGGUUCCUCGCCCGCCACACAGGGCCCCGUCUCGCAGACGUCCUCGUCGCCCGCCUCGUCCAUAUCGUCCACGUCGUCCAACGGCGGCGGCGGAAACGGCGGCAACGGCAACGGGCCAGCGUCUUCGGGCGGCAAACAGGGCUCCGGCCAAAACCCACCGCAGAUCUACCCGUGGAUGAAGAGAGUUCACCUCGGACAGAGUACGGUGAACGCCAACGGUGAGACGAAACGGCAGCGCACGUCGUACACCCGUUACCAGACGCUGGAGCUGGAGAAGGAGUUCCACUUCAACCGGUACCUGACCAGGCGGCGGAGGAUCGAGAUCGCGCACGCGCUGUGCCUGACCGAGAGGCAGAUAAAGAUAUGGUUCCAGAACAGGCGGAUGAAGUGGAAAAAGGAGCACAAGAUGGCCAGCAUGAACAUGGUGCCGUACCACUAUCACAUGGCCGCCCAGCCCUACGGCACCCCGUACCCCUUCACGCACCUCACCACCUGAGAUUCGUAUUAUUAAUUUAACGGUUCCGUUUAGGCGGCGCCGUGGCCGCCGUCGUGUCUCAGCCGUCGAUCUCCAAGUCGACGGCGGCAAAAGCGGCGGCAGAGGCGUCGCUUGGCGGCGAGCACGCGAUAGGUAAGACAACCGUUAAAUUAAUAAUACGUACAAGAAAAAAAAAAACAAAAAUCGAUCUGAAAAUAAAAUUCGCAAGACGUGCGAAAACGCGUCGCGAACGUUACACGACGGGUAGGUAUGCGUGAGAUUCGCGACUCCACAUAUCGGUCGUCAUAAUAGUGUAACGAUGUAAUGUGUAUAUAAUAUAUGUGUGUAAAUAGUGUACAAUAUCAAUAACGAUUAAAAAAAAAGUAAUAUAUAAUAUUAUGAUGAUG